Messenger RNA from Diaporthe citri, 1653 nucleotides. RefSeq lists its product as uncharacterized. The transcript has 2 exons. NCBI's taxonomy places the organism in Eukaryota, Fungi, Ascomycota, Sordariomycetes, Diaporthales, Diaporthaceae. The coding region runs from base 1 to 1653 and encodes 550 amino acids. The record is from RefSeq and is a predicted model, not a curated record.
AUGUCUGAUAGCCAGUCCGCCCUCAACGCUCACAACGAUGGUGAAUAUAUUCCUGCGAACCUUGCCUCCCUGAUGCGGGAUACUAACCACCUACCAGCUCGCCGCGAGGCUCCCGGCCAGCAGCGUCCAGAUCUUACCUGGGACGACGGCCUUGCCAACGACGCCAAGCAGUAUGCGCAGCAUCUGGCAGAUACUAAGAAAUUCGAGCACUCGGGAGUUGACGGUCAAGGGGAGAACCUUUUCAUGUCCAGUGGGGAUGCCAGUCUGGCCGAUGCCACCCGCGCAUGGCUCAACGAGAAGCCUAACUACCACGGCGAGAACAUCCCAGACGGCGAUUUUGGAAGCUACGGCCACUACACCCAGUGCAUCUGGCCGACGACUACCAAGGUCGGCAUCGCGUCCGCCAAGGCCUCGGAUGGCGCGACUUAUAUCGUGGGCAGGUACACGCCACCAGGGAACUGGAUGGGCCAGAACGCCUACGGCACCGACAACAAGGUCGCAGUCUCAGCAGCGACCGACGCGGCGCCGGCCGAGUCGUCGGAGUACACCGUCGUCGACGGCGACUCCAUGUGGAACAUCUCCCAGAAGCUCGACGUGUCCCUGGACGGCCUCAAGGCCCGCAACCCGCAGAUCUCGGGCCCGGACUUCGUGGUCCGCAAGGGCGACGUGCUCACCGUCCCCUGCAAGAGCUCGCAGAAGCAGUUCGGCGUCAAGGUCCUGUCCGCGAUCCAGAGCACCGGCGGCGGCUACGUCGUCGUCCCCGGCGACAGCCUCUGGGCCAUCGCGCAGAAGCUCGGCGUGGACCUUGCUGCGCUCCAGGCGGCGAACCCGGACGUUCGGCCCCCGGACUACCAGGUCAAUGUCGGCCAGACCCUCAACGUCCCGGGCCAGAGUGGUGGUAACCAGACCUACACUGUCGUUGCCGGCGAUACCAUGUACAACAUCGCCGAGAGGUCUGGGGUCAGCCUGCAGGACCUUCAGGCCGCCAACCCUCAAGUCCAGCCCCCGGACUAUGCACUUCACGAGGGCGACGUGCUAACCAUCCCAGCCGGUGGCCACGCGCCUACUAACCCGCCUGCGACUGGCGGCGGCAGCGGCGGUAUCGUGCACUACAGCGGGCCGAGCAGCAACUUCCCAGGACCGGACAAGUGGGUGUCGUGGGAGACGAUGUCGGCGCACAACGCCCAGGUGAUGAACACGACGGGCAACUCGGCGCAGGAGACGCAGUGGGUCCUGGACGCGGUGGCCACGGUGUCCGGCGAGCUGAACAUCGACCGCCGCUGCAUCCUCGCCGUGAUAAUGCAGGAGUCACACGGCAAGGUGCGCGUCGAAAGCACCACGUCGCCCGGCGCCGGCGUCAACAACACCGGCAUCAUGCAGGCCCACAACGGCGCCUCGUUCAACGAGGGCGACCCCCAGGGCUCCAUUCUGCAGAUGGUUCGCGACGGUGCUGGCGGCGUCCCGGGGCCCGCGGGUGGUGAUGGCUACAGGCAGCUCCUGGACCGCUAUAACAACGACUUCUACGUCGCUGCUAGGGGCUACAACUCGGGAGAUCUGGGCAUCAAUUUCCAGGACUUGAGCUCGGGUGGCGGCGCAACGAAUGCCUACUGCUCUGAUCUCGCAAACAGGCUGUGUGGUGUGGACCCUAACUGA